Sus scrofa (pig) is the source of this 3834-nucleotide messenger RNA. It is a transcript of the gene EFCC1, whose product is annotated as EF-hand and coiled-coil domain containing 1. The record is from RefSeq and is a predicted model, not a curated record. Gene Ontology annotation, molecular function: calcium ion binding. NCBI's taxonomy places the organism in Eukaryota, Metazoa, Chordata, Mammalia, Artiodactyla, Suidae.
GUUUGGGAAUCUCGCAUCGGAAUUUAAGAGGAAGGGGCUUCACCGCACCUACGAUGGUGGAGGGCGGCCCCAGAGAGCUCUGGCUGCCCUUGGAAAGCUUGGUGGUAAGAUGGGGUGGAGUGACUCGUGGGCGUGGGGACACGCCCCCAGCAACCGGCCGCAGCCCUCCAGCCGCUCCCCAGCUUCCUAUCUUGAACCAACCCCUCGCUCCGGUCUCUGGGCAAAUUCUGCAUAAAGCCGGUGGACGAAACGUGGAGGAACUGAAGGCCGACAGACCCGGAAUGGAAGGAAAACAGGAGAUGCCAGGAACUGCCCGGGAGUGAUGAGGGGAGAAGAGUGCCGGGGUCACCGAAGGAAGCGAGAUCGGGAGGGUGAUCAGACAGCAGCGGCCCCGCGGGGGUCUCAUGGCUCCCGAGCCCUCUUCAGUCCAGCCCGGGUAAACACAGACGCCCUGCCAGGACGGAGCAGCUGCCGGACACGGCCCUCGGCGUCGCUCCAAGCAGACCGCCGCCGCUAAGCCCCUCCUUUCGAGAAACUCUGGAGCCGCCCCUGGAAGUGGUGGGGCGGCGGGCCGGAGGAGCGACGCUCAGCGAUGGAGCUCAGCGGCCCGGGCGCGGAAGCCGGCGUGGAAGGCGCGGCGGGCGACCCGUACCAGAGACCCGCGCGGCGCACGCAGUGGCUGCUGAGCGCCCUGGCGCACCACUAUGGGCUGGACCGCGGCGUAGAGAAUGAGAUCGUGGUGCUGGCCACCGGCCUGGACCAGUAUCUGCAGGAGGUUUUUCACCACCUGGACUGUCGCGGCGCCGGCCGCCUGCCUCGUGCCGACUUCCGUGCGCUGUGCGCCGUGCUGGGGCUGCGGGCUGACGGAGCCUCUGCCACCGAGGAGGCCGCCGUGGAUACGCCCGUCGAAGACACGAACUCCAGGGAUGUGAUCGCCCAGGACGCGGCCGCUGGGGUGGACACCGACGAUGACGCGGAGGAAGAGGCACGCCUGGCACUGCGCGCCGAGCCGCCCGAGCUCACCUUCCGCCAGUUCCACGCGCGCCUGUGCGGCUACUUUGGCACCUGCGCGGGGCCGCGUCUGCCCCGCGGUGCUCUCAGCGAGCACAUCGAGACACAGAUCCGCCUGCGCCGCCCGCGCCGCCGCCGUCGCGCUCCCCGCACGCCCAGCCCCGACAGCGGUCAGGAUAGCGAGCGCCUGGCCAGGUUGGAGGAGGAAAACAGCAGUCUGCGCGAGCUGGUGGAGGACCUGAGGGCCGCGCUGCAGAGCAGUGACGCGCGCUGCCUUGCGCUGCAGGUCGGCCUCUGGAAAAGCCAGGCGGGCUCCCAGGAGGCGGCGCGCAGCGGGCCCGAAGCGGCGGCGCGGGAACUGCGGCAGGCGAGGGGCGCGCUGGCGGCGGCCCAGGCCCACGCUGUGCGGCUUCGCAGGGGCCAGGCCGAAGUGCGGAGGCGAGCGGAGGAGGCCCGGCAGGCUGUCCUGCGCAGCCUAGGGCGCGUGCGCGAGCUGGAGGCGCUGGCGCGGCAGGUUCCCGGUCUGCAGCGCUGGGUGCGGAGGCUGGAGGGUGAGCUGCGGCGCUACAGGUCAGAGGGCACACAGCUCCCAACCUCAGCACCAGCCAGCCCAGAGCCAGAAUCCAGGAGUAGUGAACCUGAGGAUGGAGGGACCAGAGGCCCAGAACUCCCACCAGAGGGAGCCUGGGGGUCAGAUGGCAGCUCUGGAAGCAGAGCCCUGGACCAAGCCCGUGCUUCUCCAGCAGUGGACGAGCAGCUGUUCCGCUCGGUGGAGGGCCAGGCUGCCUCUGACGAGGAGGACAACGACAAGAAGUGGUGGGAGGAGCAGCAGCCAGCAGCCGAGAUCCAGACCCUGCUGGCUCGCCUUUCCAGCAGCGGGAGUGGCUGUGAUGACCAGACGGCCAAGAAACUCCUAACUUACUGCAGCCACUUCAGCAGUGCCGACCAUGCCCGUGCCCUGGGGGAGCUGGAAGCCCGUGUCGCCAUGCUGGUGGAGCAGUUGGGGACCCAAGGCUGCAGUGGGAAGACCCUAGGAACACCUGGGGAGGAGGCAGAGCUGCAACAGAAGGUGGACGAGAAUGAGCACCUGAGGCUGGAGCUGCAGAUGGUGGAGGCAGAGAGAGUGCGGCUGUCUCUGCUGGAGGAGAAGCUGGUGGACGUGCUACAGCUCCUGCAGAGGCUCCGGGACCUGGCAGCAGAAUUUCAGCAGUGCCAGCCUGUGCCCAGUGAAAUCAAGAGGACCAAGGCUGGCUCCUGCCUCAAAGGGCCUCACAGGCUGACAGGGAGACUGUCAGGUGAUGAGCCUGUGCUCACUAGCCUCACAGGCACUACCGGGCAGGGCUCAGAGGGAACAUCUGGGCCCUGGCCAUCCUGGAUGCCUUGCACCAAGCUCUGGCUGGCUGUGAGCUCUUGCAGAAAGAACCAUCGGUGCCAGCCUCUGCAGGUCCUGCACUCACCAACUCCCUUCUCAUUUCCUGCUGAGGUCGCUGGCCCAGCCUGUGGACACCCUGGUCAGCCUGGCCACCAUCAGACCAGCCUCUAGGAUCAUAUUCUCAGAACCCUGGAGGCACUAGCUCCUUCUAAGACUGGCCCAAGCUCAGAACCCAGUAGCCAUCCCUUCUUGGGCUUCUCCCAGAGUCCCUUGCAACUCUUGCAUUCCUGCUGCCAGGGUCCCUGUUGCCGUGUGGUUGCUGGAUCAGCCCAGACCUGCUGCUGCAUCCCCAGCCCUCAGAGCAGAAGUGCCCACUUUCCUGCCUGGCCCAGCCCAGCAUCCCUUCCCUGGGUUCUCAGGAUCUGUCCCAGAACUGUCCCCUUCUUCCCCACAGCAUGACUGCUUUAGGGACUAGGGAAACUACCCACAGCCCUGGAAGUACUGAAGGCCAUGCAGGACUGGGGGAACUCCAAGGGGGUAGUGAGUGAUCACAGCAGGCUUCCUGGUGGAGCUGACCUCAACCUAGCUUUAGAACAGGGGUUGGAUUUAGAUGGGCAGAGAGGAGGGAAGGAUAAUGUGAGGUAAGAGCAAGGGCAAAGUGUGGUGCUAGAAAAGGCCCCCACUAAUACAGAACCCAGAGCCCCCUUUCCUGAACACAUAGUGGGUACCAGGUCUCAUGGGGUCACAGGAAGGAGCAAGACAAGUUUCCCUGUCUCACCUUCCUUAAAAUCUUGCAGGAAAGAAAGAUACGUUGGCAGACAGUGCAGUGUGGGUAAACUCAGGGCUAAGCUAAGGUAGAAGAAAGGGUUACAAGAGGGCAGCUAGAGGGAUCUGUCUGAACCAGGGAGGGUGAGGCACUGUAGACACAGCAGGGCAAAGGCAGGCGCCUGGUGGGAAGAAGGGCAGGUUGUGGGGGCCUUGAUGGCCGAUGGAACCUAGGACUGAUCCCCAGGCAAUGGGGCCAUGGGAGGGUUCUGACCUGUGCAUGGAGGGUGGAUGGGAGGGAAGGAAACUGUGGGAGCAAGGGGUUGCCAGAGCCUGGAGCCAGAGCCAUGGGGACACAGAAGGGGGACUGUGGGGGAUGGAGACGGGAGAAACCCAGGACCAGCAGGAGCCAAAGGGCAGGCUCAAGGACAAUGGCUGACCUCGUAUCCAGCCAAAGGAAUCUACAUGUGUUAAGAUCCAUGGAACUGGAUGUUACUCUCCAAAAGUCAACUUCACUGGAUGCUAACAAACAAACCAAAGGGGCCAGAAGAGACACUGCUGAAGUAUCCAUUCUAGUCACCUAUAUUCUGCAGACAGCAGGCAGAGAGGAUCCCUGUAGAUUCCAACUACACUAAGCUUCAGCCUCAGGAGCUUCCUAAUAAAAAUCUCUUACAAUUGCCUGACAA